Aspergillus versicolor CBS 583.65 is the source of this 1782-nucleotide messenger RNA. RefSeq names its product flavin-containing monooxygenase. The record is from RefSeq and is a predicted model, not a curated record. The transcript is spliced from 3 exons. Gene Ontology annotation, molecular function: flavin adenine dinucleotide binding; monooxygenase activity. Lineage: Eukaryota; Fungi; Ascomycota; Eurotiomycetes; Eurotiales; Aspergillaceae. Bases 10 to 1782 code for a protein of 590 amino acids.
CUAUCAGCCAUGUAUGAUAACUAUCCACCCCUGGCGGCUUUGCCGCAGCUCACCCUACACCCUUCCGUGGACCCUGAACGCCUCGAUGCAGCCAAAAUCGUCAAUGACUGGCUUUCCUCUUUCACCGAGAGUCUGUCCCAGCGCCGAUCGGAAGAUAUACUAGGCCACUUCCUUGAAACAGAGUCGUGGUGGCGAGAUUUCGUUUCUUUCUCGUGGGAUAUCGCAUGUCAUAACGGAGCCGAGACUAUAUGCAACUACCUCAGCAGUUCAAAUGUUGAGUUCGCAGAGCCUAAAGCAGAUCAGCCCGGCGCAUUACAGCCACAGCUGGCGGAUAUGGGCGGUCUGCGGUUCAUCCAGUCCGGGUUUGGCUUCAGGACCAGUUUCGGCACUGGGAGGGGGUUUCUGAGGCUGGCCAAUGUUGGACCGGAUCAGUGGAAGGCUUGGACGGUUUUCACCGUGAUUGAGAAGUUGAAUGGACACGAUGAGCUGUUUUCACGCAGGGCAAAGGAAGCCGAGAUGCAGGGUGGUGCCUCUAGUAGUGGAACGCCAGCAGCAAGCGACCAGACUGACAGUAACCUGCAAGUCUUGGUAGUUGGAGCAGGCCAAUCUGGACUUGCCCUUGCUGCGCAUCUGCAGCACCUAGGCAUCACAUAUCUGGUCGUAGACAAGGCAUCUCAAGCCGGAGACUCCUGGCGAGCCAGAUACGACACGAUCAAAUCGCAUACUCCUACAUUCUCAGACCACUAUCCCUUCCUGAAAUACCCCAGCAACUGGCCGCGUUUCCUCGACAAGGAACACAUUAUCAAAUGGAUGGCCCACUAUGGGGAUAUCAUGGGCCUCAACAUCAAGCGGGCCACCCUCGCGAGUAAAAUCGAGUACAACAAGCUAACGCAGCGGUAUUCGGUCGAGCUUCAGAGCAAGGACAGCACCCAGACUAUCACUCCCAAGCAUGUUGUGCUAGCCACAGGGUUGUUUAGUACUACGCCGAUUGAACCUGCAUUCCCUGGAAAGGAUCUAUUCAGGGGCCAGGUCUACCACACAGCGGAACAUCAAUCGGCAGCCUUGGUGCCAGACGUGCAGAACAAAACAGUUACAAUAAUCGGAGCUGGAACCAGCGCGCACGACGUCGCUCAGGAUUUCGUCAACCACGGGGCCAAGUCUGUAACGAUGGUUCAGCGUCAGCCUAUCUACGUUAUAUCCCUUGACUCGAGUGAAAAGAUCCAGAUGGUGCUGUGGAACACACCGGGAGUGAGUACCGAGGACGCAGACCUUCUAGGCAACUCGCUGCCAACUGCUGUUGUUCGCACUCUUAGUGUUGGUGCGACACAGAUGAUGUCGGCGAACGAUAAAGCCAUGCUAGAUGGUCUGGAAAGGGCCGGACUGGCAGUGAAAAGGGGAGAACAAGGCGACAGCUUGAUAGACCAUCAGCUCAUCAAAGCAGGCCAUUUUUACAUUGACCAAGGAGCAUCCCAAAUGAUCAUCGACGGCCGGAUUCAGAUUCGGAGAUGUGCAGAGGGUGUGCAGGGGUACUCCCCAGAGGGAAUAGUCCUGGCCGAUGGAACGGAAGUCAAGUCUGAUAUUAUUAUUCUGGCAACGGGCUUCGAACCCAGUGCCAAAGCAAUUGAGGCGCUGAUGGGUAGGGCUGUGAUGGACAAGGUCUGGAGACCGACUGGGAUGCCAGGAUUCUGGUAUACGACUGGGAGUUUUCUGUGGUCGAGACAGUUCGCUCCCAUUCUCGCUUUACAGAUUGAUGCUAUAGAGCGGGGGAUGAACAGACAGUAG